CAGUUCCUCAUUUCCGCAAUGUAAAAAGUUACGGUCCUUCCUCACUAGAAGGUGUGGACAACUAAGGUCUAUAAGUAAAGUCUGAUUCAGUCGCAGAUAUGAGCGAAAUCAACACUAACGUUGCAGAGAAUACCGCGAUUGAUGACAAAACGGAGGAAGAAGAAUGGGCCGCAGCCAAAGCUGCCUUUGAAAAUUUGAAAGCAAAGAAACCACUUCCCCCCAAACCACGGUUUGCCGUCACCAUAGCAGUGUCAUCUCGCACGCUGUUUGACAUGGUCAAGGAGAGGAAAAUCUACGAGGAGGAGGGGCUGGAAAAGUACGUUGCCUACCAGCAACAGCACGAGGAUGAGCCCCUGAUGCCAGGCGCCUCAUUUCCUUUUGUAAAGGCUCUAAUGACUGUGAACAAACGGUUGAGGGAGCUGUACCCUGAAAGCCAGGAGCUGUUUGACAUCGUCCUAAUGACUAAUAACCAAGCCCAGGUCGGGGUGCGCCUCAUUAACAGCAUCAAUCACUACGAUUUAACUAUUGAGCGGUUCUGUAUGACGGGUGGGAAAAGCCCAAUUGGGUAUCUGAAGGCCUACAUGACCAACCUUUACCUCUCAAAAGACUCUGAAAAAGUGCAGGAGGCCAUUGAAGAAGGUAUUGCUGCUGCUACCAUGUUCACUCCUGAGAAAGAGAUCCAAUUAAGUGACACACAACUGCGUGUGGCAUUCGAUGGUGAUGCCGUCCUCUUCUCUGAUGAGUCUGAGAUCAUUGUGAAAAAGCAUGGGCUGGACACAUUCUUUGAACACGAGAAGAUGUAUGAGAACAAGCCCCUUGCACAGGGGCCCCUGAAGUGCUUCCUGGAAACACUGGGGAAGCUCCAGCGCAAGUUUUAUGCCAAGAAUGAGCGAAUGGACUGCCCUAUUAGGACCUACCUAGUGACGGCUAGGAGCGCAGCCAGCUCAGGGGCCAGAGUCCUGAAGACCCUAAGGAGCUGGGGCUUGGAGAUCGAUGAGGCACUCUUCCUUGCCGGAGCCCCCAAAGGUCCACUCCUGCAGAAGAUCCGCCCGCACAUCUUCUUUGAUGAUCAGAUGUUCCACGUUGAGGGGGCCAAGGAGCUGGGAACCAUUGCUGCUCAUGUGCCCUAUGGAAUAGGACAAAAGUACCAUAAGGGUAAGCUCAUUGAGCAGACCAAUUAGUAAUAAAGUACUGUACUCUCUACAUAGGAUAUAAAAACAGGGCUCGUUGUACACAAUGGUAGAAUAGUCCUGUGUGGUUUGUUUCUGUAUCUUUAACUAUGACUAUGACUGAUACUGGACAUAGCUAUCAAAAUUUCCAUAGCAUUGUCAUAUUUAUUCUUAUGAAACACAAGUGUCAUUAUCAGAUUUAUACAAACCCUGGAAUUGGUAUUUCAAUACCCAAUGUAAAUGUUAGUUCAAUACAUGCAGAUAUUGUAUUAUUUAUUUGGUGAAAAAGGAAAGCAAUGAUGUAAGGGCUUUUUUAUAAGGAUUUUCUAGUCGAAUGUGUAUGUCUGGCGGCUUGAUUUCACAUUUUUUCCUUUAAGAGGGGAAAUGAAUCUGUCUGGUGGUAAAUUAUAUUCUGAUUUUUGGUUGAAAUUUCAUUCAUUAGGCCAUUCAGCCCAACACUGCUCGUCUAUUCCUACCACUAAACUGUACUUAAUGCUUAGUUUGCCUAAAAGCUAGAUAGUAUCUAACACUGUAUCAAGUCGGGCCUUGAAUACCCCCAGUGUUUCUGCCUCCACUACAUGUCCAGGCAAGCUGUUCCACACAUUGACCACUCUCUGUGUGGAAAAAAUAUUUCCUAUUGUCUGUGUGAAAUUUACCCUUUGCCAGUUUCCAUUUAUGCCCCCUCGUUCUGAUAACCGAACUCAACUUGAAUAAUUUCUUGUAGUUCACUUUGUUAAUCCCUUUAAUAAAUUUAAGCAUCUCAAGCUUAAGCAUCUCCAGCCUUUCCUCGUAACACUUACCUUUCAUACCCGGAAUCAAUCUGGUUGCCCGUCUUCAGUGUGGUCUGACAAGGGUAUUGUAUAGGGUGAGUAUGAUCUCCUUAGAUUUAUACUCAAUACUCCUGGCUAUGUAUCCCAGCAUCCUGUUGGCUUUUUUUUUUACUGCACAUUGACAAGACCAUGUUGAUAGGCUUUGAUCAACUAUUACUCCCAAGUCUUUUUCUACUUGUGCACAUUCUAAUUUUGUACCACCCAUAAAGUAAUCCUGCCCUAUGUUUUUAUUCCCCACAUGUAAAACUUUACAUUUAGUUAUAUUGAAUUUCAUUUGCCAGGUUUAUGCCCACUUCUCGAUUCUGUUUAAAUCUUCUUGGAUUACUUUUGUAGAUUCCAGACUGUUGGCUAAACCUCCCAAUUUUGUAUAAUCUGCAAAUUUAACUAGUGUACUUUCAAUGUCCAUGUCAAGGUCAUUGUAAAUGAGGAAGAGCAGUGGACCCAGCACCAAUCCACAAUGCCCUGCUCAGAUAAGACACUGAGUUGUGCCCAGACAAUUGGCCUCCCAUUCUGUAAAGGCAUAAGCAAUUAAAUAGACAUUUUUAUCUUGCCACCCAUUUCUUUGUGCUUGUUGUUGCACAUUCAGGAAUGUCUGAAUGCACUUUGUAUUAUUAUUAUUAUUAUGUUUGCCUUGUCACAUACAUGUAACAAAUAAACCUAUAAACCUUU
This is a messenger RNA of Anguilla rostrata (American eel), 2668 nucleotides long. RefSeq names its product cytosolic 5'-nucleotidase 1A-like. Gene Ontology annotation, molecular function: 5'-nucleotidase activity; nucleotide binding; magnesium ion binding. The record is from RefSeq and is a predicted model, not a curated record. Bases 99 to 1181 code for a protein of 360 amino acids. The transcript has 6 exons. Gene Ontology annotation, cellular component: cytosol; cytoplasm. Gene Ontology annotation, biological process: adenosine metabolic process; nucleotide metabolic process. Lineage: Eukaryota; Metazoa; Chordata; Actinopteri; Anguilliformes; Anguillidae.